AAUUUAUAAUUUUGGGUUUUGUUUGCUUUUCGAUCCGCCGCUAUCUUCAGCAAUUAAAAGUUGGACUCUGAAACUCAGAAACCCAAAAACAAAAAAAAAAGACGAUAAAUAAUCGUCUCUCUUUCUCUCUCUCCUCUCUUCACCGUUCUCCCUUUGCUUCAUCUUCAAGGUUUUAUCAUCAUCUUCUUCUCCAUAUCCUACUUCUACAACACACACCUGCUUACAGCUCCUCAAGAUCGAGUUUUUUACUUCUCAACCAAGUGACACACAACCAAGAACUUGACAAGCUUAGAUUCAUAUCAAUAGUUAGACGUUGGAAAAAGUUACUUUAAGAAACAGUUUCUCCAAAAUUUGUUCUUUCUCAAACGUCAAGAAAACAGAGCACUCAAAACAGGGGAGAAAGCUUGUCGUCUUUUUUUUUUUUUUAUAUAUUUGAUUAAUGGAUUCAAGUAAUCAUCUUUACGAUCCGAAUCACAUAUCUUCUUCUUCUUCUGGGUUGGGCGGUGGUCUUCUUCGUUUUCGAUCAGCUCCUAGCUCUGUUCUCGCCUCUUUCGUUGACCAAGACAAGAGUGGCUUCGACGACUCCUCAGAUAGGUUGCUUUCUAGAUUCGUUACCUCUGAUGGCGUAAACGAAGAUCUCGGUGUUUCACUUAAGUUCGAAGAUAAUAAGUCUCCUGUUUCGUUAACUAACAACACCUCUGUUUCAUACGCCGCCGCCACUCUCCCGCCGCCUCAGCCUGAACCGUCGAGUUUUCUGGGUUUGCCGCCGCAUUACCCGAGGCAGAGUAAAGGGAUGAUGAACUCUAUUGGGUUGGAUCAGUUUCUUGGUAUGAAUAAUCAUCACCACACGAAACCAGUUGAAUCCAAUCUUCUCCGGCAAAGCAGCUCCCCCGCCGGAAUGUUCACUAACCUCUCUGACCAAAACGCAGGUUAUGGUCCAAUGAGGAAUUUGAUAAAUUACGAAGAAGAUGAAGUGAGUCCAUCUAAUUCCAACGGAUUAAGACGCCAUUGCAGCAUCUCUUCAAGGCCACCUUCUUCACUUGGAAUGCUCUCUCAGAUACCUGAAAUCUCACCCGAGACAAGUUUUCAGUAUAGCCAUUGGAAUGAUCCUUCCAACUUCAUUGAUAACUUAUCCUCCCUUAAAAGAGAAACUGAUGACGAUGGGAAAUUGUUUCUAGGAGCUCAGAACGGUGACUCCGGGAAUCGAAUGCAGUUACUGUCACAUCAUUUGAGUCUACCGAAGUCAUCAUCGACAGCUUCAGACAUGGUUUCAGUGGAUAAAUAUCUUCAGUUACAAGAUUCUGUUCCUUGUAAAAUAAGAGCAAAACGUGGCUGCGCUACACAUCCUCGAAGCAUCGCUGAAAGGGUAAGAAGAACACGGAUAAGCGAGCGAAUGAGGAAAUUACAAGAACUUGUUCCUAACAUGGACAAACAAACGAACACUUCGGAUAUGUUGGAUUUAGCUGUUGACUACAUCAAAGACUUACAAAGACAGUACAAGAUUUUAUACGAGAACAGAGCUAACUGCAAGUGCAUGAACAAGGAGAAGAAGUCAAUAUAGUGCGCAACAAAGUGUGUAUAGAUAGGACCCAAAAAAACAGCAGAGAGAAGGAUAAGAUAGAAACAAUGUCAUGUCUGAAUAUUUUUUAGCCGAAACAGACCAAAUUGUCUAUGUAAGCUCUUCAGAAGAAAAGUAUAUGCUUUCAACAAAAUCCUAAGCAAUAAAAUAGGACUUAAUCUGUUCUUUUA
This is a messenger RNA of Camelina sativa (false flax), 1749 nucleotides long. Its product is annotated as transcription factor bHLH130. Lineage: Eukaryota; Viridiplantae; Streptophyta; Magnoliopsida; Brassicales; Brassicaceae. Gene Ontology annotation, cellular component: nucleus. The record is from RefSeq and is a predicted model, not a curated record. Gene Ontology annotation, molecular function: protein dimerization activity; DNA-binding transcription factor activity, RNA polymerase II-specific; RNA polymerase II cis-regulatory region sequence-specific DNA binding. Gene Ontology annotation, biological process: regulation of transcription by RNA polymerase II.